AACCGGGGGGGGGUUAUUAACAACAACAAGAAGGCCAGUCAGGAUAAGCAAAAGAUUAUUAGGAAGACGCAGAAGUUAUCGGCCAAGUUGGCGGAUUGGUCGGAUGAGGAGGAGGAAAAGGUGGGUGGGGGAGGGGGGAAGUGGGACAAGGUUGUCAUUUUGAGGCACAUGUUUACGCUGGAGGAGCUGGAGGAGGAUCCGGCUGCGCUGUUGGACAUCAAGGAUGAUAUCAGGGAGGAGUGUGAGACGUUGGGGAAGGUGAACAAUGUUAUUUUGUAUGAUCAGGAGGAGGAGGGGAUCGUGAUGGUCAAGUUUGGGAGUCGGGAGGCGGCGGAGAAGUGUCUGAGCAAGAUGCACGGGAGGAAGUUUGAUGGGAGGACGGUGGAGGCGUUUUUUGCGACGGGGAGGGAGAGGUUUAGGAAAAGUAGGGAUGCUGGGGGGGAGGAGGGGGUGGAGAGUGAGUAG
Molecule: messenger RNA, 465 nt
Organism: Podospora anserina S mat+
Lineage: Eukaryota; Fungi; Ascomycota; Sordariomycetes; Sordariales; Podosporaceae
Exons: 1
Cellular component (GO): U2 snRNP; U2-type spliceosomal complex
Molecular function (GO): RNA binding
Source: RefSeq, a predicted model, not a curated record